CCUGUGUAGCCACGCCUAUGAGCGCUCGAGGCUAUGAGGCAUGUUGUCAAACUGGUAUGUUUCGUAGGCUACGUGAUGGUGGGCCAUCGUAAUUACGUUUUCUUCUGAAAUAAACAGCAGCAAGGAAAUCCACGGAGGAAUCUGAAGGUGUUUUCAUGUAAAACCUGUGUUUCCGUGUGCGGAACACAAUAGGGCGUACAGAUACAAUGCCACGGUUUCCAGAGAUAUGCUUCAGUUUGCUAUCCAUGCUGUAUCUUGUUAGGGGCAAAGUAAUCUACAAUGGAAAUGAUGUGUUCCUAGAAGAGAAAUCAGCAGGCUCUUUUCUCUCCCGUAAACUGCUGUAUAACAGUUGGGACUUCGAGCUAGUGACGCCCGGCAAUAUAGAGCGAGAAUGCAACGAGGAAAUAUGCUCAUAUGAAGAGGCAAGAGAGGUGUUUGAGGAUGAUGCAAAGACGGCCGUUUUUUGGAAGGACUAUGUUAACAGUCAUGAGACUUUGCCCAGAGUGGAUGUGUCUGGCCUGGUGGCUGGCAUUUUGGCUGUUGUAAUAGUAGGUAUAAUAGCCAUUGUGCUUGGCAUUUAUUGCUACAAAAACAGAGGCAAAACUUCUAGAGGGGGCAGUGUUCCUGUACGUUUGGCAGCAGAUGGACAGUCAGCAACUGAACAUGUGCCCUUAGCUAAUAUCGCACCCCCAGGUCUCCCCUCUUACAAUGAGGCCCUGGCCUCCAGUGGCCAGCAUGACGCACCGCCACCUCCUUACUCUGGUGGGGUUACAUCUGAACCACUAAAUCCUCAAGAUGCAGAGUGACAAAGGGAUUCUGUUGCUUUUGAAAGGGGGGGAUGAAAUGGAAGCAAAGCUCCUUUUAGUUCUGCAAGCUGGUGAUGGUCAUGUGCCGCAGAGAGAGGACUUUCAACAGCAAUGUAGUGUAGUUUACUUCACAAAUUCUGUAAUUUAUUACACCAAUCCUAAUACAACAUGUGUGCUACAGUUAAAAAAGUUUUUUAUUAUUUUGCUACUAUCUUUAUAGAGGAAAGCGCAACCCUGUGUCAGCCUUAACUGUCAAUAUUUUUAUAAAUAAUAUUUGUUGACACUUUUUUUGUUUUGUUUUUUUAGAGGGGUGUCUAGAGACACUUUUUAAUUGUUAAACAAAAUGCUGUUUUAUUGAACUUUUAUU
Messenger RNA from Paramisgurnus dabryanus, 1173 nucleotides. It is a transcript of the gene prrg2, whose product is annotated as proline rich Gla (G-carboxyglutamic acid) 2. Lineage: Eukaryota; Metazoa; Chordata; Actinopteri; Cypriniformes; Cobitidae. The record is from RefSeq and is a predicted model, not a curated record. Gene Ontology annotation, cellular component: plasma membrane; extracellular region. Gene Ontology annotation, molecular function: calcium ion binding.